AUGGAGGAGCAGCCACUAGUCCACCACCCUCCGGAGUACUACGACAACCUUAUGAACGGCGCCGAUUACUGCGAGAGAAUCAUGUCGGAACCUAUGCCUCCGGGCAUGAGGUUUCUCCCCACCGACGUCGAAUUAGUGCGAGUUUACCUGAGACACAAACUCAUCGUCGGAUCAUUGCCACAAGGGUUUCAGAAGCUUUUUCUUGAUGUCGCGUUGUACCAACACAACCCUCAACAACUCAUCGCGAUGCAUGAAAAAUUGGAGGACGAUCAAGAAGAUUGGUACUUCUUCACGCCAAGAAUCCGCAGAUACCCGAACGGGCAACGGCCGGAGAGGACGGCAGGCGACGGGUAUUGGAAGGCGAUCGGGAAAGAUACACCAGUAGUGGAGAACGACGGCGAGGUGAUAGGGUUCAAGAGGGUUUUGGAUUUCUACGAGGGAAGGCAUCCCGGCGGCGUUAAAACGGAAUGGAAGAUGCAUGAAUACUUGACCAAAGAGCAGAAGGAUCACACGCCUGCCUCAACUUCUAUGCAGUUGAACCAGUGGGUUCUCUGCAAAAUCUAUAAGAAUAAAAGAUCGGGAAAGAAGAGAAAGUCGAGUAUGGAUCAUGUCGAAGACGACGACGAUUUUUUUUCUUUUGAUUUUCCAAUGUAA
Sesamum indicum (sesame) is the source of this 654-nucleotide messenger RNA. Its product is annotated as NAC transcription factor 56-like. Gene Ontology annotation, molecular function: DNA binding. Gene Ontology annotation, biological process: regulation of DNA-templated transcription. The record is from RefSeq and is a predicted model, not a curated record. Lineage: Eukaryota; Viridiplantae; Streptophyta; Magnoliopsida; Lamiales; Pedaliaceae.